UCUGUGGAGUCACCGGGGACUCGACGCGCUCCGUCGGUGCCAGGCUGUGCGCCUCUCGGAACACAUCCGAGCCACCCCGGGCUCUGGCGAUGGAGAUGAUGGAGGGAGACGUUAUGGACAAGCUGGAGGACAUGGCAUCGGUGUACGACUUCGACCCGAUCACCGGCAACAUCCCCGCCACCAAAGUAGAAAUCACCGUCUCCUGCAGAAACCUGCUGGAUAAAGACACAUUCUCCAAGUCAGAUCCAUUAUGCGUGCUCUAUACGCAAGGUGUGGAAACCAAACAGUGGAGAGAAUUUGGCCGAACGGAGGUGAUAGACAAUACCCUAAACCCAGACUUUGUUAGAAAGUACAUCUUGGACUACUUUUUUGAGGAGAAACAGAACCUUCGCUUCGACUUGUAUGAUGUGGACUCCAAAAGUCCAGACCUGUCCAAACAUGACUUUUUGGGUCAGACGUUCUGUACUCUUGGGGAGAUUGUUGGAUCACCAGCCAGUCGACUGGAGAAACCACUGGGAGGGAUCUCAGGGAAGAAAUGUGGCACUAUCAUCCUGUCUGCAGAGGAGCUGAGCAAUUGUCGAGACAGCGCCACUAUGCAGUUCUGUGCCAACAAGCUGGAUAAGAAGGACUUCUUUGGCAAGUCAGACCCUUUCAUGGUUUUCUACAGAAGCAACGAGGAUGGAACGUUUACUAUCUGCCAUAAAACAGAGGUGGUGAAGAACACAUUAAAUCCAGUGUGGCAGCCUUUCACUAUCCCAGUACGAGCGCUGUGCAAUGGAGACUACGACAGAACAAUCAAGGUGGAGGUGUAUGACUGGGAUCGGGAUGGCAGCCAUGACUUCAUCGGAGAUUUUACGACCAGCUACCGAGAGCUUGCUCGAGGGCAGAGCCAGUUCAAUGUGUACGAGGUUAUUAAUACAAAGAAGAAAAUGAAGAAAAAGAAAUAUGUCAACUCUGGAACAGUGACCCUGCUCUCGUUCUCAGUGGAGUCAGAGUUCACCUUCUUAGAUUACAUCAAAGGAGGGACUCAGAUCAAUUUCACUGUGGCCAUCGAUUUCACAGCAUCUAAUGGUAACCCCUCUCAGUCCACUUCACUGCACUACAUGAACCCAUACCAGCUGAACGCCUACGCCAUGGCCCUGAGGGCUGUUGGGGAGAUUAUUCAGGACUACGACAGUGACAAGAUGUUCCCUGCUCUGGGCUUUGGAGCCAAACUGCCCCCUGAUGGACGGGUGUCACAUGAGUUCCCACUGAAUGGAAACAUGGAAAAUCCGUACUGCAAUGGUAUCGAAGGAAUCUUAGAGGCGUAUCACCAGAGUCUAAAGACUGUGCAGCUGUAUGGGCCAACUAACUUUGCUCCUGUGGUGAACCAUGUGGCCAGGUAUGCAGCAGCGGUGCAGGACGGCUCUCAGUACUUUGUGCUCCUCAUCAUCACAGACGGCGUCAUUUCCGACAUGGCCCAGACCAAAGAGGCCAUUGUAAAUGGUGCCAAGCUUCCCAUGUCCAUCAUCAUAGUUGGAGUGGGUCAGGCUGAGUUUGACGCUAUGGUGGAGCUGGAUGGUGAUGACAUCAGGAUCUCAUCCCGAGGGAAACUGGCUGAAAGAGACAUUGUUCAGUUUGUUCCCUUCAGAGAUUACAUGGACCGGACAGGCAACCACGUGUUAAGCAUGGCACGGCUCGCCAAAGACGUGCUAGCAGAGAUCCCCGACCAGUUCAUCUCCUAUAUGAAAAGCCGGGGGAUCAAACCCAACCCGGCACCGCCACCCUACACACCGCCUGGACACACACACCACCACACACAGAUCUGAAUCCCCCCACCCCUCUUGUUGGCUUCUCACCGAGGACUGAAAGCAUGCAGCAGCCACUCAGAGCCCAGUGGGAACUCUCUACCUCCUGUUUUUUGGUGCAAACAGGAGAUGACGCACCAGGAAAUGGGUGUUGAAUUUUGUGCCGUAUCCUCCCAGUGACUAUUGGAGCAGCAUUUUGUUUUUUUUUUUUAAAUUGUUUUUGUUUUUCUGUUAUAUAUUAAUUUGGCUGGUUUCUCUUGAAGAGACACUGCAGCCUUUAAGGGACUCCUUGGUGAAAGCCUUUUAAUCGACCCUGAGGCAGUGACUGUUUCAUGUCUAAUUUGACAGCAGGUUGGUUCAAAAAGGUCAUGUUGUGGUUAAAACUUGUGCCCGUCUGUGGUGAUUUCUCUAAGUGUAUCAGGACUUGUGAACUUUGACCUAAGCCUUGCUCGUCAGUCAUUUGUGUGGCCUAAUACAGUGAUAUUUUUCAGGCACCUUUUCCCUUCUGGAAUUAGUUUUUAUAUUUGGGGAUUAUCUUCGUAUCUGCUAAUGCAUCAGUUAUGAUGGAGGCAAAACUACAGGAGUGUAGUUUACAGUUUAGCACGUUGAACAUUAAUCAGGCUUUUCAUACCAUGAGGUAUCACCUCCUAUCUUCUUUAUUAAGUAAAUGUUUAUAAGAGCAUGUUGUAUGAGAAUUUAAUUCCCCAUAUCCAGUAUAUUUAUUCUCGAAUGUUAUUCAGAGUGGCAUGGAUAUUUGAUGGAUCUGUUUUGAAUACCAUAAACUUUAUCCAUUUUUUGAAGUGGUCACCAAUUAUUUUUGAGUGAUUGCAUAUAAAAAGCACAACCUGUCUCUACACAGAGAAUAAUGAUGACGCUACCAGGUUUAUCAUAUUCGAUCCUUUUGAGCGUUGCUAUUAAUUGUUUCUGAACAAAGUACCAUGCAAGUCAAAUAUCUUAGCGUAGAUACGUUCCCUUCACAGAGGAUGUUGCACAAGAAGAGCAUUAACUAAUUAAUCGUAACCACUUUUAACCUUUUAACCUUCUAACUUUUUUAUAUUAUUGAUUUUGUAAAUGGACUGUAAUUACAAAAUAUAUUAGCACCUAAGUAAAAGACAGAAAAUGUAGAGAGGGAGAGGGAAAAAAAGGGCAUGGAAUAUAACCAAACAUGUAUGAUUAUCAACCAGUGAAAGCAGAGAAGUCCCCUAUGUUCACUAUGGGCAAUUACUUUCAGGUAAUUUGAUUAAUUGUCAUUGUUUGGUAAUAUACGCCACUACAGCGCAAGAUACGCAGAAAUAAUAAGGGCCUUAACGUGAUGAUUAUUACCUAAUGUUGAUGACCUGACCUGUCUGUAGUGGGACAUUAUGUCAAAUAUAGUUUUAAUACCUCUCUUAUUUCAGUAGAUAUUAUAAAUUUCUGUUAAAUCAAAAUACCACAAUCUAACUGACACACAGCAAACAUUGGGGCAGGUUGGCAUUCCAAGGUAGGGACGCUGGUAAAUGGUUUGGGGGAACUGGAGGUGGCCAAGAGAUCGAAAGGGCCCACACCUCAUCUUUGCCCCAAUGGCCCAAUAGUGGGUUAAUCCGGCCCUGAUACUAUCGCAAACACACCACCUUUGCAACCCAGAGACUCCCAUGUCACUGGAAAUCUGUAAGCCCCCAGCAGCCACACAUUAGCAGCUACAUAAGCUCCGCUGUUUUAAACUUCACACUGUAAGUCACUACCAUCACAGCCAGCACUCCUCCCUGGAGUAUUCAUUUAAUAGAGCACUGUCCUUGCCGCAGUGUAUUACAGGUCUCUGGUGAGAGACAGAGCUU
This is a messenger RNA of Xiphias gladius (swordfish), 3601 nucleotides long. RefSeq names its product copine Vb (gene cpne5b). Gene Ontology annotation, cellular component: plasma membrane. The coding region runs from base 90 to 1808 and encodes 572 amino acids. NCBI's taxonomy places the organism in Eukaryota, Metazoa, Chordata, Actinopteri, Istiophoriformes, Xiphiidae. Gene Ontology annotation, molecular function: calcium-dependent phospholipid binding. The record is from RefSeq and is a predicted model, not a curated record. Gene Ontology annotation, biological process: cellular response to calcium ion. The transcript has 20 exons.